UCUAUCUUCAAAACUUCCCCUUUUUUUUUAUGUGUUAGUAGAUAUUGCUUAUUGUUUGUCUUCUUGUGCAGUUAUGGGUUUGAAGGAGGCGCUUAGAUUGAAGUCCUUCGAUUCGAAAGAGUUGGAUGUUCGUGCUACCAAGACUCCGAAGGGUGAGACCCCGUACUUGCAACUUGUGCAACAGAAUCUUUACCCGAUUCGUGCGCCGGAGGCUCCUGGUGAUCAAGGUGGUUCGGGUUCGGUCCCUACCGCGUCACCUGUUGCUCAAAUUCAGGCGACGGUUGCGGCGGAUGAUGCUGGGGGUCGGGAAGCUGGUUCGUCGAUGACGAAAGGUUCUGGCUCUAAAAUUAUUAUUGAGGAUGAGGGGGUCCAUCUUUCUGUUGAAGACACCGAGGUACAUGCUAGUGGUGAGAAAGGAGGAAACGAUCAGAACGAGGGUGAAGACAUCGGAGGGGAUGGUGAAGAUGGAGAUGAACAGCCUCAGAUUGUUUUGAAAAGAAAACGGGCUGCUCCCACCAAAUCUGACCCGAAGGCCAGGCAGCCGAAAAAGACGAAGGCCGACUUUAAAGUGGUUACACUUGAUGACGACGAUCAUGUUACUGCGUUUUCUACUGCUGGAGGUGUACUAGAGAAUUUGGACGCUCAUCUCCACGAGGGCCGCACCCCACGGGAUCAUCUUCUGCAAACUCCUUUGAGUCCGUUGUCCUUCGGUGAGGGUGGUGCCAAGGUUGUUACGGAUUUACGCACCUCCGAUCCAAAGAAAGCCGUGCCUUCUCCUUCGGGUAAGUUUACUACGGGAGUUGCAUCCAACGUGUCUAGGCCGAGCUCUUCGCCGUUUGAUGGUGGGGACAGUGCUUCUUCCUCCCCUCUGUGGUAUGACACUGAGGCUGUGUUCUUGUCUCGAGAAUUAGGUUCUGGUGGUUUUGAGGGCGCGGAUGCAGCUAAUGCUUUGGAGAAGUACGUACCGGAGUGGUCGUUGGCGAAUAAAGAUAGGAUUGUGGAUGCCCUCUCGGCCAAGAUGUCUUUGUUCCACCUGGGAACUCCUGCGGAGCAUUCUUAUUACCGCAAGAUGAGUGGGCCGGAACUUGGAAAUACCUUGAUGCUGAAUCAAGCUCAAUCAAACUCCCUAGUGGUAGAGACGUACAAGCGUUGGGUUGAGUCGGAGUCGUUGUGUCACAAGCUUAAACGUGAGAUUGCCAGCUUGAAGGGUGAGGGCGAUGUUCGAUCCAAAACGAAACAGGAACUGGUGUCCCUGCGAUCUCAAAUCGAUCGACUGAAAGGGCAGGUGUCGGAAGCUAAAGAAGUUACUAAGUCCUCUCAAGCUUCGGCCGCGGCGGCCUAUGAAGCUCGUGACAAGGCUCUUCAGGAUUUAGAGGCCCUUAAGUUGAAGUUUGCUGAUUUGGAAAAAAAAUUGUCCAACGUAGAGAUGAAGCAUGCCGCCGAACUGAAGGAGAUGCGGACAUCACAUGAUCAACUUUUGGCUGAUUAUCAUCGCUUGGUCGAUGCUAAAGACGAAGUUGAGAGAGCUCGCGACAGGGAGAUCGAGUCGCACAAGACAACGAUUGAUGAAGCAAGAGGGAUGUUGAUCCGGUGCGAGCGUGAUAUGAUUGAAGCAUAUUCGGAACUGUCGGAGCUGAAACUUACCAAGCAGUGGUUCUUGACAGAUGGGGUCGCAUGGGUUGUCAAGUUGGUGCAUCAGAGCCCCGAAUUGGAGAAGGUGGUUGCUGAUUUGGUCAACAGCGUUAAUGCGGUUGGGGCGAACGAAGGGAUAAAACAAGGUUUCAAAGCCGCGCAGGAACUGGUUGGUUCGGCGGAAGAGGUUCCGGGCUACGAUGCCGGAGCUCAGAGUGCCUUGGAAGCUGCGGUGAAAGCUUUUGACGAACUCAAAAUCUCUGUUCUCGACAAAGUAUCCGAUUUGAUAGGCGAGCCUCUAUCGGUUAUUCAAUAG
Molecule: messenger RNA, 1948 nt
Organism: Helianthus annuus (common sunflower)
Lineage: Eukaryota; Viridiplantae; Streptophyta; Magnoliopsida; Asterales; Asteraceae
Exons: 2
Coding region: 74-1948 (624 amino acids)
Source: RefSeq, a predicted model, not a curated record